AUGGGCGGCGUAAAGCCAGUGGUGAACCUCACGGUCUGUUCUGCGGGCGGCGCCGGGCGCGGGUCGACAUGGUCGCCGUGGAUGUCGCUUUCCUCAGUCGCGUUCGAGAAGCAGGAUCCCGAUCGCUGGUUCGCGGAGCUCGAGCUGUCGGGCGUGCCCGGGGCGCCCUUUCACGGCGCGCCCAUGAUCCCGGUGACGCACCAGAGCGCAAUCUUCGGGCACUCCUCCGUCAAGCAAAACGCCCACAACCGGGAGCGCGGGGUUUGCGACCUGUGGUACGACCCAGGCACGACGCUCGUAGCCCUCAACAAGGUGGACGCGGCCCUCAAGCUCGCCGCGCUCUCUUCGCAUCGGGGCUCUCACAGCAGACUGAAGGUUCACGGGGCCGACUACAGUGUACAGCGGGGAGGAGUGGAUGCUACCGGCCGCCAGCGGCGAGCCGUGGCCGAGCUUGCGAGCUGGGUGUGGAACCGGUGCCUGCGGCGCAGCGCGAUGGCGCGCGAGCGCUACAGGAGCGCGCUCAACACGUCGAACCGCGCCCUGUCGGAGCUGCUCUCGAGGGCGGCCGCCGGCCCUUUCCCGCUCGACCGGGAGACAGGGCGGACUGCCCGAUCUCCCGCCUUCCAGUACGCGCACGCCCUCGGCAGGGGAGCGUGUGUGGGCGAGUGCGCGCGGCAGGAGGUUGCGGCCUGCCUGUGGCUCUUCGAGUUCCUCGACCCGUUUCUGAUCGCGCGUGGCCGCGCGCUCGGACUGCGCUCUCUUCAGCUGCUGCAGUCGCCGCACGCGGGGUGGGCCGUCGAGAUCCUCGACCUCGCUUCUGCCGACCGGCUCGCCACCGAGGCCGAGCGCGAGCCCGGCGCGCUCUUGGAGCGGCUGCGUGGUGCGGACGGGGAGGUGGCUAUGUGCGGUGGAGGCUGCGAGCGUGGCCAUGCGGACACUCCGCCGCCGCUGCUCGCGGCAGUGGAGUACGUACGAAGAGAGGCCACCUACACGUACCGCGAGAUCCGAGUCGGCGAGUCCGAGUGGGAGUGCACACUCCAGAUACCAGAAGCUUUGCCUCUGACCGCCACCGUUCCCAGGCUGCCUAAUGGGAUGGUAAGGAAGGCUGGGCGAGCGUAUAGAAGCGUGCUCGACCUCGUCGUGGCAACCUGUCCGGCAGCGCUGGUACUGUAG
Emiliania huxleyi CCMP1516 is the source of this 1173-nucleotide messenger RNA. RefSeq lists its product as hypothetical. The transcript has 6 exons. The record is from RefSeq and is a predicted model, not a curated record. NCBI's taxonomy places the organism in Eukaryota, Haptophyta, Isochrysidales, Noelaerhabdaceae. Bases 1 to 1173 code for a protein of 390 amino acids.